Postia placenta MAD-698-R-SB12 is the source of this 633-nucleotide messenger RNA. RefSeq lists its product as hypothetical. Lineage: Eukaryota; Fungi; Basidiomycota; Agaricomycetes; Polyporales; Adustoporiaceae. The record is from RefSeq and is a predicted model, not a curated record. Gene Ontology annotation, molecular function: transmembrane protein transporter activity. Gene Ontology annotation, cellular component: TIM23 mitochondrial import inner membrane translocase complex; mitochondrial inner membrane. The transcript has 4 exons. Gene Ontology annotation, biological process: protein import into mitochondrial matrix. Bases 1 to 633 code for a protein of 210 amino acids.
AUGGACUCAUCCAGCAGCUCGUCGCAUGACCCUACUGAAACUCUCCGCAAUGCUACCUUUGCCCGCAGUGGGGGUGUGCCUGUCUCACCAGAGAGUGCGGUGACAGCUUCGGAUCUGCUGCUGGGUCAAUUCGACCCCACAAAACUGCAUCCCAUGGCUGGCUUGGGAGACAAGCUUGACUAUUUGCUGCUGGACGAUGACAAAACGAGUGACCUGCCAGGGUCGGGCACGGCAAUCCCCUCUCGGGGCUGGAGUGACGACUUGUGUUAUGGCACCGGGACCAUGUAUCUCAGUGGUCUCGCCCUCGGCGGUGUGUGGGGUUUGCGUGAAGGCGCGCGAAGACCCCUAGCAGCGUCCAAUUCCCGGUUGCGGAUCAAUAGCGUUCUGAAUUCCGUUACACGAAGAGGGACCUUUAUUGGCAACUCGGCGGGUGUCCUGGCCCUUGUCUAUAAUGGCAUAAACUCUUCCAUUGACGGCAUAAGGGGAAGGCAUGAUACGGUGGGCAGCAUGGCCGCUGGUGCGCUGACCGGUGCGCUCUACAAAGCAACAGCGGGCGUGCGGCCAGCCUUAGCUGCGGCCACUUUCGUAUCUGCACUAGCAGGCGUCUGGAGCUAUGUCAAGCGGAGCGUUUAA